Molecule: messenger RNA, 387 nt
Organism: Prunus avium (sweet cherry)
Lineage: Eukaryota; Viridiplantae; Streptophyta; Magnoliopsida; Rosales; Rosaceae
Source: RefSeq, a predicted model, not a curated record
UUGGUGUUACUCUUGCUUUCAGAAAAAAGAAAAGAAGGUUAAAAACUCAAGUGGAAAAGAUGAGUUACUAUGAUUCCAAACCUCAACCAGCCCCCGUUAUUGCUCCCCCUCCUCAGGGUUAUGGUGGUUAUCCUCCACCUGGAUAUACAGCACAAGGCUAUCCUCAGCCUCCUCCGCCGCCUCAAGUAAUUUAUCAACCUCCUCCUCCACCACCACCACCAACAGAAACACAGUCUAAAUCUAAAUCCAAUAAUGGUUGCUUGCAAGGAUGUUUGGCUGGUCUUUGUUGCUGCUGCUGUAUGGAGAUUUGCUUCUGAAAAGGGUGCUUCAUUUCAUACAUUUGAAUUUGAUCUUGUAGUGUUUGCUGUCAUUGAAUUGAAAUAAUCA